AUGGCUAUUGUUGCUCGAGGUGUUUCGUCAAUGCUGACGUUUCUACGGAACACUUUCAAAGGGUUGUUACCGCUAAUUAUCCUUGCGAUUUACACCGUCAUUGGUGCAUUGCUCUUCUGUGAGCUUGAAGGGCCUAAUGAGCAACAUAUUUUACAAGAGCAACAACGCGAAAGAGAGGAUCUCAUUCGCAGAACCGUCUACAAGAUCAAUCAUCUCCAAAUCAAACGACAAAGACAGUUGAUGUCGGCUGAAGAGGAAUUCAACAGAACUGCCAAGGUGUUGGCGACAUUCCAAGAAACCCUUGGAGUUAUUGAUCCGGAUCCGGAAAAAGAUGUGCACUGGACAUUUCUUGGAGCACUUUUUUAUUGUAUGACUGUCUACACCACUAUUGGUUAUGGAAAUAUUGUUCCAAUCACGACUGCCGGAAGAAUUCUCACAAUUUUGUACGCUUUUAUCGGAAUCCCUCUCACGGUCAUCUGCUUGUUUUGUCUUGGUUCGCUAUUUGCGAAAGGAUGCAAAUUUCUAUGGAAAUUGUUCUUGAGAUCCACUAGAGUUGUCAGCAAGGAUCUCGAACGGAAAAUUACCGAGGUCGCUGAAAAUAUUGAAGAUGGAGCCAAUAUUGCAAAUCAACAUCCAGAGGAGAACGGCGAUGAUGAUUUAUUAUCAUUCCCAAUUUCCGGAUUGAUGUUCAUCACAGUCAUCUGGAUUUUGUUCUGCGCCAUCGUCUUCACAUUCUUAGAAAAUUGGGAUUUUGGAACAUCAAUGUACUUUACAUUGAUCUCCUUCACUACCAUCGGAUUUGGAGAUAUUUUGCCCACCGAUUAUGAUUAUAUGAUUGUGGUCGGAAUAUUCUUGUUGAUAGGUCUUUCGCUGGUAUCGACUGUCAUGAAUUUGAUUCAGCAGCAAAUUGAAGCUUUGGCAUCCGGUGUCAAAAGCAAUAUUGAUGAGGAAUAUGCUCGAGCUUUGGUUGAAGCUAAGGAGGAUGGAGAUGUUCCACCGGACGAGGAACCGGAAGUUGAAGGAGAUCAGAAGAAAAGUACCUUUGAUGCCGUUUUAUCAAGAAUGGAUUGGAAGAAAAGAGCACUGUUCUACGCCAUGCCCGAAAAGCAGAAGAAGCAGCUUCAAAAGCAUUCCGAAAAGAAGAUGGGACGUAAAAGUAUCAAAGUUCAAACCGACAAUGAGCUUCUUGAUAUCCUAAUUCGCGAGGAGAUUUUGAAAGCUGAGCUCAACAAUGAGACGCACAAAUACACGGCGCCAAGACCACAACAUAAGCUAGUCUACUCUGAAGUGCGGGAAAAAGAAGUCCCAAUCGAGGUGGUCCGAGUUGAAAACCGAGCUAACGACGACUAUUUGGAGCACGACAUUUAA
Molecule: messenger RNA, 1368 nt
Organism: Caenorhabditis bovis
Lineage: Eukaryota; Metazoa; Nematoda; Chromadorea; Rhabditida; Rhabditidae
Source: the annotation of a GenBank genome assembly